Molecule: messenger RNA, 3062 nt
Organism: Hyaena hyaena (striped hyena)
Lineage: Eukaryota; Metazoa; Chordata; Mammalia; Carnivora; Hyaenidae
Gene: STOX1
Product: storkhead box 1
Exons: 4
Coding region: 1-2973 (990 amino acids)
Biological process (GO): positive regulation of transcription by RNA polymerase II
Cellular component (GO): nucleus; cytoplasm
Molecular function (GO): DNA-binding transcription activator activity, RNA polymerase II-specific; RNA polymerase II transcription regulatory region sequence-specific DNA binding
Source: RefSeq, a predicted model, not a curated record
AUGGCCCGGCCUGUGCAGCUGGCGCCGGGCUCGCUGGCGCUGGUGCUGUGCAGGCUGGAGGCGCAGGAGGCGGCGGCGGCGGGCACCGAGGAGCCUGGCGGGCGCGCGAUCUUCCGCGCUUUCCGCCGCGCCAACGCGCGCUGCUUCUGGAACUCGCGGCUGGCGCGCGCCGCCUCGCGGCUGGCCUUCCAGGGCUGGCUGCGGCGCGGGGUGCUGCUGGUGCACGCGCCUCCCGCCAGCCUGCAGGUGCUGCGCGACGCCUGGUGCCGCCGCGCGCUGCGCCCCCCGCGCGGCUUCCGCAUCCGGGCGGUGGGUGAUGUCCUUCCAGUGCAAAUGAAUCCAAUAGUUCAAUCUCAGUUUAUACCUUUGGCUGAAGUUCUUUGCUGUGCUAUAUCUGAUAUGAAUGCUGCUCAGAUUGUGGUGACACAGGAAUCACUGCUGGAGCAUUUGGUGAAACAUUACCCAGGCAUCACAGUUCCAUCUCAAGAUAUUCUCUAUACCACUCUGGGAACUCUGAUUAAAGAAAGGAAAAUUUAUCAUACUGGAGAGGGAUACUUCAUAGUCACUCCUCAGACUUACUUCAUUACGAAUAUAACCUCCCAUGAAAAUAAGAGAGACCUGUCAGAUGAAAGCGGCCAGAUGCCAACUUGCAUUACUUAUCUGGUGAGCGUGGAGAGCUGUGCAGAGUUGGCCAAAGAAAAUGCUGCCCCUAUUUCCCACUGUCAGUCUUGCCGGUGUUUCCCUGAUCUGUGCACUCAGGAUGUACAGGAAGCACCAGCUGCUGCAGAAGUGUCUAGAAAAAGCCAGAAAAGUCUGCAGGAACCCAAAUCUUUGGGACAGAAUCAAGCAAUUUCCAUGUCUGAGGAGAAUCACAUCGCUGAAAGCACCAAACCUUUACCAUACACAAAAGACAAAGAAAAAGGCAGAAAGUUUGGCUUUAGCCUAUUUUGGCGUAGUAUAUCCAGAAAGGAGAAGGCCAGAAUAGAGCACAGUAGUUUCUCUGCCCAGUUUCCACCAGAAGAAUGGCCUGUUCGAGAUGAAGAUAACUUGGACAAUAUCCCUCGAGACAUUGAACAUGAGAUCAUCAAACGAAUUAAUCCCGUUCUGACUGUUGACAAUUUAAUCAAACAUACCGUCCUAAUGCAAAAAUAUGAAGAAGAGAAAAAAUACAAUAGCCGGGGCACUUCCACUGAUGUGCCCACGGUCAGGCAUAAAUACCCUUCAAAGGAGGGAGUUAAGAAAAGGCGGGGCCGGUCUGUAAGGCCUCGAAGGCUGGGCCAUUCUCAUAGGGAUAGACACAAAGCCAGGAGUCAGGGAAGUGAGCCUCCGCCAGGAAGCGUUAGACCAGAGAAACACGCCAGCCUCCCUGCUGCACAGCCCGCCUUCAGAAUUCAAAGCCCAAAUGAAGCAGUAGUUCAGAAACCACUUGAUGAGAAUCCAUCAGUGCUAGGUUCCCAUUUGUUUUACAAAAGGCGAAUUAGUAAUCCUUUCCAGGGUUUGCCUCACCGAGAACACCCAGCAGCCAAAGGGCACAACAUCCAACCGACCAGGGACCUGAAACCCAGUGAUACUGGACCAAAGGGAAAGCCUUUCCAAAGGCCAAGGUCUUUGGAUUCCUCAAGAAUCUUUGAGAGUAAAGGAAAGCAGCCACAUGCUCAACAAUAUAAAGAUAAACUGACAGCAGAAUCCAUUUCUGUGCCUCACUCUACCGUCAAGCCUGUCGGUGAUGACUUCAGGGAUCCCCUCGCAAAUCACUCUCAACGUAGUGUUUUGCAAAAUGGUAGUAAAUGUUGUUCCUUUAGGGAAAGCCUGAGGAGACAUGAUGUGCAUGGUGGAAAAAAUGAGGUAAUCCCUGAAGUCUUGAGGAAAAGUUAUUCUCACGUUGACGCACUAGGGGAUGCAGAAGAAACACAGUAUGUGCUGCCAUCACAAGGUUCUUCCUCUCUAGGCCAUGUUUCCUCUGCUUGUAGACUAGUUGAUAAAACAAUACACCAGUUCCAAAAUCUUGGUCUUUUGGAUUGCCCAGUUAGCGUGAACUAUUUGAGGCAACCUGAGAGACAAGAUGGAGGCUCAGAACAAACACUCGUAAGAAAGGCAUUUGUCCAGGAAGCAAAGACUAUAUGUCCAGAAGACGAAGGGCUUUCUGAUGAUAACCAGGCCUUGUAUCAGAACGAAGUGGAAGAUGAUGAUGGAGCCUGUAGUUCAUUAUAUCUAGAUGAGGAGGACUUUUCUGAGCAUGAUGACUCACGUCAAAUGCUGCCUGGCCACAUUCAGUAUUCCUUUACAGGGGGAAGCAAGUGGAAUCAUUUAGGAAAACCAAAGGGGCCUGAAAGAUCUCUGACUGAGUACAACCCCAAAAUACACAAGUUUGAGCCUCAGGUGCUUAAAGGAAAUGAGUGUUACAAACCCACUGGGUUGGUCACUAACCCAGGUGAAAGCCAGACCCCUAAUCUCUCUGCUGAAAGCUGUGGCCUCCAUUCAGGGAUUCGGCCCAGUUUUACCUAUGAAGAGGGACCCAGUGUUGCUACAUGUGUGCAAGCCUCAGUGAACACAGAUGGAAGUAUAUUUGAUUACUAUAGUACGAGGAAAGCCAAUUCUGAGACUGAAACCCUACACGACUCGGUUGGUGACACAGAAAAGAAACCAGCGAGCUGGAGUCAGGGUGCUCAGAAUCAGGAAGUGAGAAAACAGCUCACGCACAAGUUAGAACUUUUCAGCCCUUCACAUAUGCCAGCGUUGGCUCAGGAUAUCCAACAUGAAUACAAUCAUCGGGAAGGAACAGAAAAUCAUAGCGUGGCGGGAGAUAGUGGAAUAGAUUCUCCACGGACACAGAGUCUGGCAUCUAAUAAUUCAGUCACUUUGGAUGGACUAAAAAGAAGACAGAAUUUUCUACAGAACUUUGAAGGCACAAAGAGCGGUCAAACACUCACAUCCAAUUCCUUACUACAACUAACUCCAGUCAUAAAUGUUUAAUUCUUAUUUUUCUUUGGGAAACUCUUUGUUAAAAAUGUACAGCAUUAAUAUAGUAUAUUUUAAUCAACUGAGUAUGUAAGAAUUCUCUA